Messenger RNA from Monosiga brevicollis MX1, 750 nucleotides. RefSeq lists its product as uncharacterized. NCBI's taxonomy places the organism in Eukaryota, Choanoflagellata, Craspedida, Salpingoecidae. The transcript has 8 exons. Gene Ontology annotation, cellular component: mitochondrion; peroxisome. Gene Ontology annotation, molecular function: glutathione transferase activity; glutathione peroxidase activity. Bases 1 to 750 code for a protein of 249 amino acids. Gene Ontology annotation, biological process: glutathione metabolic process. The record is from RefSeq and is a predicted model, not a curated record.
AUGCGCUUCCUCUCUAAAAGUGACGACGCCGGAGUGCUCAGGACCGUCGCAAUGGCCGCCCGGCAUCAGAUCAAGCUGUUUUAUGACGUGCUGAGCCCCUACAGCUACAUUGGCUUCCAUGUCAUGCGCCGCUAUCAACGCAUCUGGGACGUUUCGCUCCAGCUGCGUCCAGUGCUGAUUGGAGGCAUCUUCAAAAACACUAAGAACGCACCCCCAGGCCUCAACAAGAUCAAGUUUGAUUACAUGCUCACCGAUCUCAAGCGGCUGGCUCAUACCCAUCAGCUGCCCUUGUCACCAGCUCCCAAUACCAUGGAGUACAUGUUCAAGGGUGGCUCCCUGCAGGCCAUGCGCUUGUUGACAGCUGUGGCUGCAGAUCAGCCCGAAGCACUAGAGGAUGUCACCGUCGCUCUUUUUGAUCGCAGCUGGGGCAAAGGCGUCGAUAUCAAUGCAGAAACUAGCUUGCAAGAAGCAUGUGCCGCUGCCAAGCUACCCACCGACACUGCCCAAAAUCUGAUUCAGGCCUCACAAACGGAUCGUAUCAAGGAACUCCUCAAGAGCAAUACCGACGCUGCGCAACAAUACAAUAUUUUUGGCCUGCCCAGCUUUGUUAUCGAUGACAAGGACAUGUACUUUGGAGCCGAUCGCAUGGACGUCAUUGCAGCUCAACUGAAUGAGCCCUGGUAUGGUCCUCUUGCCAAUCCUUAUCAAAAGGACGUCCAGGAGCUCAUGAGCGGCAAAGCCAAGCUUUAG